AGGUUUGGGGAUUUUACAAGGAGCAGUAGUGACCGAGGACUCGCCUUGAUAUAUAUAUAUAAUACACACUCUGUAUCUAUCGACCAGAAGUGUGGAACACGAGUUGUUAUCAUGGUGAGGAAGAGGAGAACUGAACUUCCCAGUGGGGGAGAGAGUUCUGGGUCCCAGGAAGCAAGUGGAGGACGUGGUGGUGGUACCCAACGCCUCCCAGGACAACAACCACCACAACAGCAGCAGGGAGUUGGAUAUCAAGGAGGAGUAGUAGCAGGAGGGAGAGGUUUAGGUCCUCAAUCUCAGUAUGGAGGUCGUGGUGGCCGUGGUGGUGGAGCUCAACGUGGUGGGAUAACUCCCCAGCAGAGUUAUGGUGGUCCUCCUGAGUAUCAUCAUCAUGGCAGGGGAAUUCAGCAGCAGCCACGAGGAGGAGUGCCUCAGCGCCGUGGAAGUGGCAGCCGUGGGGUAGGGCCUCCUGCUGGUGGACCUUCUAGACCACCUGUUCCCGAGCUGUACCAAGCAACCCAGGCUCCGUCUCAGACCGGAGCGGCCACUCAGCCGGUGUCUUAUGGGAGAUCGCCUGAAAUGCAUCCCGAGGCCAGUUCUUCAUCUAGUCUACCUGAGCCAAGCACUUUGCAAGGGACACAGCAGUUUCAGCAGCUUUCUGUUCAGGAAGAAGGGUCUUCUAGCCAAGCAAUUCAACCUGUGCCUCCGUCAAGUAAAUCCGUGAGAUUCCCUCUUCGACCGGGCAAGGGUAGCACAGGUACCAGGUGUAUUGUCAAGGCUAACCACUUUUUUGCAGAAUUACCAGACAAGGAUUUGCAUCAGUAUGAUGUUUCAAUUACCCCCGAGGUCACAUCACGAGGUGUCAACCGUGCUGUGAUGGAACAACUGGUGAAACUUUACAAGGAGUCUCAUCUUGGAAAGCGACUUCCUGCCUAUGAUGGAAGAAAGAGUCUCUAUACUGCGGGUCCUCUGCCUUUCAUUUCGAAAGAGUUUAAAAUCACCCUCAUUGACGAGGAUGAUGGAUCAGGCGGUGCCAGGAGAGAGAGGGAAUUUAAAGUUGUUAUUAAACUGGCUGCAAGAGCUGAUUUGCACCAUUUAGGAUUGUUUUUACAGGGGAGGCAGGCAGAUGCACCGCAAGAAGCUCUUCAGGUUUUGGACAUUGUUCUGCGGGAAUUGCCCACAACUCGCUAUUGUCCUGUGGGGCGAUCAUUUUAUUCCCCCGACUUGGGGAGAAGGCAGCCAUUGGGUGAGGGUUUGGAGAGUUGGCGUGGAUUUUAUCAGAGCAUUCGCCCAACUCAGAUGGGGCUGUCAUUGAAUAUUGAUAUGUCCUCUACUGCUUUCAUUGAGCCGUUGCCUGUUAUAGACUUUGUAGCCCAGCUUCUAUGCCGGGAAAUUUCUUCUAGACCUUUGUCUGACGCUGAUCGUGUAAAGAUAAAAAAAGCUCUAAGAGGAGUUAAGGUUGAAGUUACUCACCGUGGAAAUAUGCGCAGAAAAUAUCGAAUAUCUGGUUUAACAUCUCAAGCAACAAGAGAACUGACUUUUCCGGUGGAUGAAAGGGGUACAAUGAAAUCUGUUGUUGAGUACUUCCAAGAGACUUAUGGUUUUGUCAUUCAACAUACUCAAUGGCCCUGUUUACAAGUUGGAAAUCAGCAGAGGCCGAAUUAUUUGCCUAUGGAGGUCUGCAAGAUUGUUGAGGGUCAAAGGUAUUCCAAAAGGUUGAAUGAGAGACAGAUCACUGCUUUGCUGAAGGUGACCUGUCAGCGUCCUCAAGAAAGAGAGUAUGAUAUCCUUAAGACAGUUCAUCACAAUGCUUAUGCUGAGGAUCCUUACGCAAAAGAAUUUGGAAUAAAAAUCAGUGAGAAUUUGGCCUCAGUUGAAGCUAGAAUUCUGCCUGCUCCUUGGCUUAAAUACCAUGACACGGGUCGAGAGAAGAAUUGUUUGCCUCAAGUGGGUCAAUGGAAUAUGAUGAAUAAGAAAAUGGUUAAUGGGGGAAUAGUGAACCAUUGGAUAUGUAUUAAUUUUUCACGCAAUGUGCAAGACAGUGUGGCCCGUGGGUUUUGUUAUGAGCUUGCUCAGAUGUGUAACAUUUCUGGCAUGGCAUUUAAUCCUGAACCUGUUCUCCCAGCACUCAGCGCCCGUCCCGAUCAGGUUGAAAGAGUCUUGAAGGCUCGGUUUCAUGAUGCCAUGGCUAAACUACAGCCCAUGUCCAAGGAGCUUGAUUUGCUAAUAGUUGUUCUGCCAGACAAUAAUGGCUCACUUUAUGGUGAUCUGAAACGUAUUUGUGAGACGGAUCUUGGAAUUGUUUCCCAGUGCUGCUUGACAAAGCAUGUUUUCAGGAUGAGUAAGCAAUAUCUGGCAAAUGUAGCUUUAAAGAUUAAUGUAAAGGUUGGAGGAAGGAAUACAGUGCUUGUUGAUGCGUUAUCAAGGCGCAUACCUCUUGUCAGUGAUCGGCCAACUAUCAUUUUUGGCGCUGAUGUUACCCAUCCACAUCCUGGAGAGGAUUCAAGUCCAUCUAUUGCGGCGGUAGUUGCUUCUCAAGAUUGGCCAGAGGUUACAAAGUAUGCUGGUUUGGUUUGCGCUCAAGCUCAUCGACAGGAGCUAAUCCAAGAUCUAUUUAAAACUUGGCAAGAUCCUACUAGAGGAAUUAUGUCUGGUGGCAUGAUUAAGGAACUACUCAUUUCAUUUCGUAGAGCGACAGGGCAGAAACCACAGCGCAUCAUAUUUUACAGGGAUGGUGUCAGUGAAGGACAGUUCUACCAAGUUUUGCUUUAUGAGCUUGAUGCUAUUCGUAAAGCUUGCGCAUCUUUGGAACCCAAUUAUCAGCCCCCUGUUACAUUUGUUGUGGUUCAGAAACGUCAUCAUACAAGGUUGUUUGCCAACAAUUAUUCUGACCGGAAUUCUACUGACAGGAGUGGAAAUAUACUUCCUGGGACAGUUGUGGACUCCAAAAUCUGCCAUCCCACUGAAUUUGACUUCUAUCUGUGUAGUCAUGCUGGCAUUCAAGGUACGAGUCGGCCAGCCCACUACCACGUGCUAUGGGAUGAGAACAAAUUCACAGCUGAUGGGCUGCAAUCACUCACUAAUAACCUUUGCUAUACAUACGCAAGGUGCACACGUUCUGUUUCAAUUGUGCCUCCUGCAUAUUAUGCUCAUCUGGCAGCUUUUCGGGCCCGUUUUUAUAUGGAACCAGAGACGUCUGAUAGUGGCUCAAUGACUAGUGGUGCAGCUGCUGGUCGUGGAGGUAUGGGUGGUGGUGCAGGUACACGGAGCACAAGGAUCCCAGGUGCUAGUGCUGUAGUGAGACCCCUACCUGCCCUUAAAGAGAAUGUGAAGAGGGUGAUGUUCUACUGCUAGUUUUGUGGUGGAGAACAAUUUUCAUUGGGAAGGACCUACCCUACUACUUAUUUAUUGACUAUGGUGUGUUAUUGGUGUUUACUUUGAAUGGGUUGGAUUUGUUACUUGAAUAAUAUUUACACAUUUCAGAUUGGUACCCAUUGAAUCUGUUAAGGUGACCGAGUUGUUACUUGUUGA
Messenger RNA from Cornus florida, 3528 nucleotides. RefSeq names its product protein argonaute 1-like. NCBI's taxonomy places the organism in Eukaryota, Viridiplantae, Streptophyta, Magnoliopsida, Cornales, Cornaceae. Gene Ontology annotation, cellular component: cytoplasm. The record is from RefSeq and is a predicted model, not a curated record. Gene Ontology annotation, biological process: regulatory ncRNA-mediated post-transcriptional gene silencing. Gene Ontology annotation, molecular function: RNA binding; protein binding. Bases 112 to 3351 code for a protein of 1079 amino acids. The transcript is spliced from 22 exons.